AGUGGUCAACCGGGGCGAACAAAGCCGUUCCGGAACUAGUGGUGAGUAGACGCGUUCUCGGAAGUAAAUUCGAAAUUCACACGAUGGUCAAGCUGGUGAUUGUGGCCGUGGUGGUGUGCCUUCAGCUGGCUCAAUCCGUCCCGGUGGCCCCGGUAGUCAAAGCUGUUGAACCUGCCAACGAGGAUACGCUGGCCCGUUCCGUAUCCGGUGAAUCUUCGGUGCUGUCCGAGUUUGAUCGGCUGUUCAACCAGCUGCACUAUGACAUCGACUACAAGCUGCGCAUCUACCGGAUGAACUUUUCUCGCUCUAUUAAGAACCUCAACGCCCAGUUCAUCUCCCGGUACGGUUUCGUGAUCACCGACAUCCAGCACGUGAAGCAGCAAGCCAAGGAUGCCAUUUUGGAGCAUGCCCUGGACGUGAUCGGGGACACCCAGAACCCGUGCAUCGUGGCGUCGAACGACGAAGCGAUCCGUCGGGCUACGCAAGCUGCCCGUGACCUGAGCGUCGUGUCCGAGCGAGCCUACGGAUCGCUGGCACUGUACUCACGAAUUCUCGUCCGUCCGUACAUCGAUGCGUUCCAGGAUGUUUCCAGCGGCUUCCAGAGCACCGUUUUGGGACAGCUCGCCCAAAGGAAUGCGGUGGUAGGUUUGCAGGACAUUCUGGCCGAUUUGGCGUUCCAGUAUCUGGGCACACCCUUUUUCGUGGACUUGGUUGCCAUUUCGUUGGACAACCAGCUGGAGGUGUUCGAGCUCUUCAUGAACGCUCUGCGUCGCGACGUGUUCAAAAGCGUCGACGACAUUGCCCGUGACUACAUUUACAACAUGGGACAGCUGAUCGAGGAAGCGCAACAGUGCGCGUAAGGUGGUUGAGAGUUGAAACUUUGUUCUUGUUUGUUGAAAUAAAAGUCUUCCUAUCGUUU
This is a messenger RNA of Culex quinquefasciatus (southern house mosquito), 919 nucleotides long. RefSeq lists its product as uncharacterized. The transcript is spliced from 3 exons. The record is from RefSeq and is a predicted model, not a curated record. Bases 84 to 860 code for a protein of 258 amino acids. Lineage: Eukaryota; Metazoa; Arthropoda; Insecta; Diptera; Culicidae.